AUGAGCCAUCAAAGAUACCCGUCACACGACCCCCUAAAGGAGCCUCACUCCGUCUCCUUGAAAGUCCUCAGACUAUCCCGCCCCUCCCUCGUAAUCCAACACCCGAUCCGGCCCCCGCUGACGCCCUCAACCCUCCCCGCCGACCCGACCCCGGCCUCCCUCGCCUACGACACAACCGCCUCAACGAACCCCUCCCCCUUCCUCCUCUCCCCGAUCCUCAACCUCCCGCUGAGCUUCGGCUCCGCGUACGUAGGCGAGACAUUCAGCUGCACCCUCUGCGCAAACCACGAUGUCCCCGAGCCCGUAGCAGCAGUCCCGGGGGGAGGAGGACCCCUCGGCGCCACCGGUGCGCCAGCAGCAGCAUCGGCGGCCCCGGCAAAGCGCAAGAGCAUCCGUGACGUCCGCAUCGAAGCGGAAAUGAAGACCCCCGGCGCGAACUCGAUCCAGAAGCUCGACCUCUCCCCGCCAGACUCUGCGGAUACCAGCGGUGGCGGCGGCGACGAUGACCUCAAGGGAACGGACCUCGAGGCUGGCGACACCCUCCAGCGCAUCGUGAACUUUGAUCUCAAGGAGGAAGGCAACCACGUCCUCGCCGUGACGGUGAGCUACUACGAAGCCACCGAGACCUCGGGCAAGACGCGCACCUUUCGGAAGCUGUACCAGUUCAUCUGCAAGUCCUCGCUCAUCGUCCGUACGAAGAUCGGCCCACUCGCUCUCGCUUCCGGCAAGAAACAGGCCGGUGGUGGUGGGCAGCGGCGGUGGGUCAUGGAGGCCCAGCUGGAGAACUGCUCCGAGGACGUGAUCCAGCUCGAAAAGGUGGUGCUGGACCUGGCCGACGGGUUAGGCUACACGGACUGCAACUGGGAGACGGGCGGGGGCGCGCGGCCGGUGCUGCACCCGGGCGAGGUCGAGCAAGUGUGCUUCGUGGUGGAGGAGGCCGAGGGGACGAGGGCGCAGCCGGGCGAGGACGGGAGGAUCAUGUUUGGGGUUCUCGGGAUCGGGUGGAGGGGCGAGAUGGGGAAUAGGGGGUUUCUUUCCACGGGCAAGCUGGGCACGCGACACGUGGCGUGA
Molecule: messenger RNA, 1071 nt
Organism: Colletotrichum paranaense
Lineage: Eukaryota; Fungi; Ascomycota; Sordariomycetes; Glomerellales; Glomerellaceae
Exons: 2
Coding region: 1-1071 (356 amino acids)
Cellular component (GO): TRAPPIII protein complex
Source: RefSeq, a predicted model, not a curated record